CCUGACGGCCCUCCGUUUCGACCAUUCACGAGCACUCACCACCAUGUCACCAAAAGCCGUUAUAUCACUAGCAAUGACUCUCGAGGGUAUAUACCUGUGUAUGAAUAUCCCUUGAGAGGUCAGUGGAUCAUGAUGGAUGCAGAUGAUGGUUAUAUUCUUUGGACGGGUAUUUGGAAAGCCCUUGGGAACUCGAAAGCGGACAUAAUCAAGAUGAUCGAGUCGCAGCCUGAGCUGGCCGGACAAAUUCGCAGAGUACGAGGGGGCUACUUGAAGAUACAGGGGACCUGGAUGCCUUAUGAGGUCGCACUCCGACUAGCUCGUCGCGUGGCCUUCGAGAUUCGCUUUGAUUUGGUCCCCCUGUUCGGGUGGGUUCUAUGUAUGAUCAUCUCGAACUCGCCUGAUAUCUAA
Messenger RNA from Stereum hirsutum FP-91666 SS1, 408 nucleotides. Its product is annotated as DNA-binding domain of Mlu1-box binding protein MBP1. Gene Ontology annotation, molecular function: DNA binding; transcription regulator activity. The annotation marks the transcript as partial. Gene Ontology annotation, cellular component: SBF transcription complex; MBF transcription complex. NCBI's taxonomy places the organism in Eukaryota, Fungi, Basidiomycota, Agaricomycetes, Russulales, Stereaceae. The transcript is spliced from 6 exons. The record is from RefSeq and is a predicted model, not a curated record.